This is a messenger RNA of Dipodomys ordii (Ord's kangaroo rat), 1879 nucleotides long. RefSeq names its product WW domain binding protein 2 (gene Wbp2). Gene Ontology annotation, biological process: positive regulation of DNA-templated transcription. The record is from RefSeq and is a predicted model, not a curated record. The coding region runs from base 51 to 923 and encodes 290 amino acids. Gene Ontology annotation, cellular component: nucleus. The transcript is spliced from 8 exons. Lineage: Eukaryota; Metazoa; Chordata; Mammalia; Rodentia; Heteromyidae. Gene Ontology annotation, molecular function: transcription coactivator activity; chromatin DNA binding.
CGCAGUGCGUUGCGAGUCUCGGGAUUUCCGCCCCCCCUCUCGCAGUGACCAUGGCGCUCAACAAGAAUCACUCAGAAGGCGGCGGAGUGAUCGUCAACAACACGGAGAGACCUCUUCACAUCAGGGCUACUUUCUGCCACUACCUCUGCUCCUUCAAUGACAGCCGUCCUGCCUGCUCACUUGCCCUUGUGAACUGUCUGGCCUCUCUAGGCCACUCUUGGGGCCUUUUCCUGUAUAGUGCUUCCUCUGAAGCCAGAGCCAGCGGCAGUUCUGGCACUGAUGGCCCUUGGCCUCUCUCCCUGCAGAUCAUCUUUCUGUCCAAGGGGAAGGAUGCCAUGCAGUCCUUCAUGAUGCCAUUCUAUCUGAUGAAGGACUGUGAGAUCAAGCAGCCUGUAUUUGGUGCAAACUACAUCAAGGGAAUGGUGAAGGCCGAAGCAGGAGGUGGCUGGGAAGGCUCCGCUUCCUACAAAUUGACCUUCACAGCAGGGGGCGCCAUUGAGUUUGGACAACGGAUGCUGCAGGUGGCCUCUCAAGCUUCCAGAGGUGAAGCCCCCAAUGGAGCCUAUGGGUACCCUUACAUGCCCAGCGGGGCCUAUGUCUUUCCCCCACCAGUCGCCAAUGGAAUGUACCCCUGCCCUCCUGGCUACCCCUAUCCACCGCCCCCACCUGAGUUCUACCCAGGACCUCCCAUGAUGGGUGGAGCCAUGGGCUAUGUGCAGCCCCCGCCUCCACCCUAUCCCGGGCCCAUGGAGCCUCCGGUCAGCGGCCCUGAUGUCCCUUCCACUCCAGCAGCGGAGGCCAAGGCUGCAGAAGCAGCUGCCAGCGCCUAUUACAACCCAGGCAAUCCACACAACGUCUACAUGCCCACGAGCCAGCCUCCACCCCCACCUUAUUACCCCCCAGAAGACAAGAAGACGCAGUAGAGCCCGCCUGCCUCCCUGCCUCUCUUCUUGGGGGGUGGGGGAGGGGAGGCCUACAGGGCCAUCCUUCCCCAUCUGAUCAUAAACAGUUACCUGGAAUGAGCAAUGUGGGAAGGGCGUGGCCCCUUGACCUCUAGAGAGGCACCCCAGUUUCCCAGGCUAGCCCAGCCCACAGUGCUGCUUCCCUCUCGCCAUCUCUGGGGCUCCCGGGAGCACGGCUGUCCCUCUGGUUCCUCUUUCUCUCUGAUAACAGCUCCACUAGCGCCUUCCCACGGAGGGACUCUCUGACCACCUCCUCCACCACAGUCCAGCCCCUGGGUCUGGCCACCAGACUACACACAACCCUGUGAGCCGGCAGGGCAGGGCAGCCAUGUCUUCCCGCCAGGCCUGCCAGGCUCUCCCAUUCCGUCCCCUGCUGGGCGCCUGGCCCUGGAAGGCAGGGUGCCCCAUCCCCCCCAGCUGUUAGGCCACAUUCCAUCCAGCCAGGCCCGGCCGCCUUGCCUCCUGUGUGGGUUUGGGAGCGUUACCAUGAGCUGCUGUGUGACGGGACUGGAGGCAAGGCCUUGGUUUCAGGGAGGAAACCCUUUUGCGCCCCCUCCCCCUUAGAAAGUCUAAUCUGUUCCCCCCUUCAGUCUUCUCCCACUCUAAGGGGCUUCCUGGUGGGAGUUGUUCAGCGCAUGUCUGGCCCACUAUGCCAGGCAGAGGCUGCAGGGUGGGCUGUGAACAAGGGCUGCAACCCUUGUGUCCCCAGAAUCUGCUGCCACCCCUCAAAGCUUCACGCCCCCUGGAUGCAUUAAGACUUGUUCCUGGACUGGCCACAAAAUGAGGAGAUGGUUAUUUAAAGAGAAUUCCCUAUUUAUUUGACAAAAUCCAGUUAAUAUAUUAAUGUGAAAUAAACCCUGUUUGCACCUUGGAUUUGUUUGCUAAAACUGUGAAAUAGUAAAACUGAAGCAACUGGA